AUGGUGGUAUCAAUAUGGAAGAUUUUGGGAAUUGCUCACGACCUCUGGACUUAUUGUCGAUCCAAGCAUAACCACAGGUCGCUGAUCAAUUGGAUGUCAAAAGAAUUGGGGCUGAGCAUCAAGCUGCGCUCAGAUGCGUUAUUAACCGCAAAAAUAUUCUUCAAGAUCAAACAACAAUUCUUUGAUGAGCAGAAGCUUCACUACAAGUAUGUGGGCACAUGGCGGGUCUUGGAGAAUCACGAACAGUUGGUGUCACCUCUCGCAGUCAGAAAUGACCCUACCAUCCCUCGUAAAGGAGGCCGACGUCAAGGUGCGAUCCUUGUUAGAUGCCUCCCGAAGUACACACAAUCUAGAAAAGGAAGAAAAAGAAAGGAAAAGGAUAUCGACGAGAUUCACGACGAUCUUAAACCAAAAAAAGCGACCAAAUUAUUAAAUCAGGAGGUCGAUCUCGAUCUGCCCGGGAGAAGGACAAUUUUACUGCAUAGAAUGCGUGCGACAUUUUGC
This is a messenger RNA of Mesorhabditis belari, 504 nucleotides long. Lineage: Eukaryota; Metazoa; Nematoda; Chromadorea; Rhabditida; Rhabditidae. The record is from the annotation of a GenBank genome assembly.